Bacillus rossius redtenbacheri is the source of this 8123-nucleotide messenger RNA. RefSeq names its product mannose-1-phosphate guanyltransferase beta (gene Gmppb). Gene Ontology annotation, cellular component: cytoplasm. The record is from RefSeq and is a predicted model, not a curated record. Gene Ontology annotation, biological process: GDP-mannose biosynthetic process. The transcript has 3 exons. NCBI's taxonomy places the organism in Eukaryota, Metazoa, Arthropoda, Insecta, Phasmatodea, Bacillidae. Bases 306 to 1409 code for a protein of 367 amino acids. Gene Ontology annotation, molecular function: GTP binding; mannose-1-phosphate guanylyltransferase (GTP) activity.
UAUUUUAUAAAUUUGCUAGUCUAGCUAAAACCACUCAACGCUGGGACCAUGAAUUUUGUAUUUUGCAGCAUGUGUGUACACUCUACCGUAUGUACUGCUUUAUGCCUGAACGCCUCAUUCCACGGAUGUGUUUUUAUCUGGAAGAACAAAACAAGCUCGACAACGUCAACAAACAUGAGUUGUUUUACACGUCAGUUAGAUACUCUACGUGGCGUUUUCUGUAAAGUCAUAAGAAUCAAAAGCGUGAAAUAGGCCUACUUUAUUUUGUGGGUGUUGAAUUUGAUAUAGUGUGAAACGAGAAGAAAAUGUGUGGUGAGAAUAAGAAAACAAUGCGGGCACUUAUUCUAGUUGGAGGUUAUGGCACCCGUCUGCGCCCUCUCACCCUUAGCAGACCUAAACCGCUCGUCGAAUUCGCAAACAAACCAAUACUGAUGCAUCAGAUGGAGGCUCUGGUGGCGGCAGGGGUGUCGCAGAUUGUCUUAGCAGUCUCUUACCGCGCAGAAGAAAUGGAGAAAGAGUUAAGUGAACAAGCACAGAGAUUAGGCGUUAAGUUGAUAUUUUCUCACGAGACAGAACCGUUAGGGACAGCAGGACCUCUCGCUCUGGCCAAAGAUAUCCUCUCUGCCAGCGAGGAGCCGUUUUUCGUGCUGAAUUCGGACGUAAUUUGUGAUUUUCCUUUCAAAGAGCUUAUGGAGUUCCACCAAAACCAUGGCAGAGAAGGAACAAUAGUGGUUGCUAAAGUUGAAGAACCUUCCAAGUAUGGUGUGGUCGUGUACGGCGAGAAUGGCUGCAUAAACAGUUUCAUAGAGAAGCCUCAGGAAUAUGUGUCCAACAAAAUAAACGCUGGUAUGUACAUUUUCAAUCCCACCAUUCUCCGUCGCAUCCAGCUGAGACCGAUGAGCAUAGAGAAAGAAGUCUUCCCUGACAUGGCUCGUGACGGGGACCUCUAUGCCAUGGAGCUGAAGGGAUUCUGGAUGGAUGUUGGCCAGCCUAAAGACUUCCUGACAGGCAUGUCGCUGUACCUGGCGUCGCUGCGCCAGAGGGACCCCUCGGCGCUGCACGCGGGCGCCGGCGUGGUGGGCAACGUGCUGGUGGACCCCACGGCGCGCAUCGGCCGGGGCUGCCGCGUGGGCCCCAACGUGACGGUGGGGCCCGGCGUCACGCUGGAGGACGGGGCCUGCGUGAAACGCACCACCCUGCUGGCGGGCGCCACGGUGCGCUCCCACUCGUGGCUGGACGGCUGCAUCGUGGGCUGGCGCAGCGUGGUGGGGCGCUGGGUGCGCAUGGAGAACACCACGGUGCUGGGCGAGGACGUCAUCGUGCAGGACGAGCUGUACAUCAACGGGGGCCAGGUGCUGCCGCACAAGUCCAUCGCCAGCUCCGUGCCCGAGCCCAGGAUCAUCAUGUAGCCCCGCUGAUACAUACCUGUAGUUCCCACGUGUCCAAGUGUAUCUCUUCAUCCUGAUGGCAUGAUCCUGCGAUACGUGAUUUUCGCCAUUUAAAUUUAGUACAUCCGAAGAUCCUGGACAUAUCGCACACCGACAAUAAUAGGGCCACAUCUAAAAACAAAAACUAAAUUUUACAGGAGAGUGAAUAAAUGAAAGUUUAUUCUUAGCCUCAGCAAUCGGGAAGUGCAUAAUGUCCGCACUGUUUCUAUGGCACAAGUCAAAAUAUGGCCAUGGUGUAUUCCAAACCCACCCUCAGCUGUACGAAUAAUAAAGGCCGCAUGUCAACAUGUGGCUGUAUUAUUCUGAUUUCUGUUUUACAAAUUUAAAAUGUAAUAAGGACAUAUCUCAUCUCAGGUGAAUAUUUAUUGUACUACAUAUAUGGCCUUGUUAUACCGAAUAGAUAUGGCCAUAGACAUUACAAAUAUACAAAAAUGUAAAAAAACAUUUUUUUUUUUUGAGAUGUGGCUCUAUUAUUCUCGGUGUACGAUAUUAAGAACUUGGGAAAUGGCAAUGAAUUAUGAUCGUAACUUGAAUACGAUAAUAAAUAAUUUCCACAAGGCCUUACCAUAAUGUGUUUGUAUUGUAUGAAAUAUUCAAUCUUUUGGUUGGCCAGGAUCUCUUGGUAUACUAAAUUAAAGUAGUGAUAUAUACAUGAUCAUGCCAUCAGAAUCUAGGGAUAAACUUUGGAUACGGGACAUGGAACAACUACCCAAAGUUUAUAUAUAUUCAAAUAUGGAUGAAACAUGCCAUUUGUCAAAAAUCACUCAUAAUAAUUCAUUUCUAUGUAUUUUACAUUGUGAAGAUUUUUUAAAGAAGUUGAUGAUAAAAAACAUUUUAGUACAUAUGUUGCAUUAUGUGUUGCAUAUUUCAAAUUUUUAUGCAGUGUCAUAAUCCAGAUUUUUAUUGAAUUUUGUUAUUGUUACCUUGACAAUAUGUAUGUUUAUUUUUGUAACCAUAUACCUAGUAAUGUAGACUGUGGGUUGCAUUGAAUUUUUUUUGUAGUUAAAAAAUAUAUAUGUAUAUUUUAAUGUUUAUUUUUUAUUUUCUAGGUGUAUUAAAGCAAAUAUUGCCAUUUUCUUUGCUAAACCAAUAUAGAUUAUAAUAGGCAACAUGCAUUUUAUAUUAAAAAAUUAUUUUGUGAUUUUAUGUUAGUUAAGUCAGAAACAAAGUUAUUUUACACCAAGAAAAGUAUUUUAAAGCGCUCGUACAGAAUGAAGUCAGUCUGGUUGUUUCAGCAGGCACAUUGAGAGAAGUUGUUCUGCAUUCCUCCCAAAGAAGUUACAUUCAAUCAUCACCAUUAUAAAUACUUAUUACAUCCUAAACUUAAAUUUUGAUCAAAGUAAUUGCUUAACUUUUAAUUAGGUCUAUAAAAAUUUAUGAUAAUAAUAAUAUAUAAAAAGUAAUUAGAAAUGUUUUGGAUUCAAAAUUAUUUAUUUUUUUUCAUUUAUAUUAUUACGAGUUGGAAAAUAGGUUCGGAAAGGAUUGCAAAAUUAAUUAAAUGCAGUUUUAUUUGUUAUUAAUAAUUACAACACUUAAAAUACCGGUCCACAAAUUAAUUACUCUAUUUUUUAGUCUUCAUUUUUACUCUCCCCACUGGAGCUUGGCUGAACAGUGGUUCUCUCUACCGCUCGUCUCUUACCUCGCACACCUGUCCCGGCACACUUGUCUUCCACUACUCUCAUUCGUCCGCGCCGCGACACAGUGUUCGAUACACCAGUCUCCGCUCACGAAGCGUGUCGCUUGUAGUCCGGUUAUCGCUCGCUAAGGGGUCACCGGCCUCUACACACUUCACUCUCCACUCCACUGGCUCGGAGGCUGGUGCCGUCGCUUUUUUACCCCUCGGAUCCCCGUCGGGAAUGGUGUUGCGCCCCUUUUGACGUGUCGCGUCAUGAGGGUCCGCCCGACGCUCGAAGCUUCCAGAACAGUGGCGUCCCGCGGAAGCCCGCAGAACCCUGCAGAUGGACGGCUCAGGAAGGAGGGUAGCGAGGCCGGGUCGCUAAUCCCCUGAAGAAUGUUCCGCGUGUCACUACGCCCCACCUGGGGCCCCACAGGUCAGUUGAUUGCCAGCAGGCUCACUGGCAUACCUCACGGUCCCGCCUUGUGUAUGCCGGCAACAAUAUUUUCCAACUCUGUUAGUUGUGUUUUUAAUUUUUUUUUAAUGUUUUAUAAAUUGAGAUGGCAUUUCAAAUGGCAAAUUUUGUUCCAGAGUUGUUAUCGAGCGUAAAGACAAUUUUUUUUAGAAUCUGUUUUUAGGAAAUAUUGUACAAACAUGUUGCAUUUCUCCAGUUAUUUUUAUCACCAUCAGUAUUUAAAUAUUUGAGUGACAUUGUAAAGAAAUGCAAUGUAUUACAGAAAAAUUAUAAGCUAAAAGUAUUUUGGGAUUGCAAACAUUUUAAAAAUUGAGUUACUGGUAAUAAUGCUGGGUGUAAUGAUGUACAUGCUAAAAAUUUUCCACAGAUUCUUUUUUAAAAAUAACACGGACUAUGAAACUACUUGUCUUCAAAUAAUUUGGUAUGUAUUGGUAAAGUGUUAAUAUUUUUAACUGAAUGUAAUUUUAUGACUUUGUCACGUAACCAGCAAACUUUAAUGUACUUUUAAGCUCGAUAAAUAUAUCUUAAAAUAAGAUUUUAAUGUUGCUUAUUACAUGUACAAUUUUAUUAUUUUAAAGAUUAUGUAUGUGGCUUAACACAGGUACAUACAUAUAAAAAAUGUUAGCAUUGUUCAUAUUAUGUUAAUGACAAACACUUUUUCCCCGUAAAGCAAAUUUAACCAAUGUAUUUGUGAAUUCUCGCACAUAUAUUUUUUUUAAUGCUCAAUCAUACUUCUUUGUUCACUUAAAAAAAAAAUGGAAUCAUUUUAUUUGUAUGUUUGUAUGUAUUAUGCAAGCUGUGUGCCUAGUCUUGGAAAGAUAGUUCUGAUAAAAUAUUUAGACUUUGUUGUAAUAUUUGUGUGGUGUAUUGUGUUGAUUUUAUUUAAAUCCUCCUAGCAAGGGCAGGCCAGACGUCUUGUAAGCUGUCAGCGAGGAGGUGAGGAAGGUGGGAGGUAAGCGGGACAGAAGGGCAAGUGGGAUGCAGCUGGGUUCAACAAUAUGUGUUCUACCCCAGGGGAAAAUCUGUACAAUUUCCAGGGAGGCCCCAUGGAAUUACGUUUGUCAUUCUCGUGUUACAGUUACGAUUGUGCAAGUGCAAGCACCCUGGGGGGCCCCUGACCUCUCUGUCCCAGUGGAUUUAUGCCCGUUUCGUACCCAUUCAAAAUAUUUUGACCAUGUAGAGCUUAGUGAGCAAUACGUAGCUACAUGCACCAGGGUCAUUUCGAUUAUUGAUUUUCCGAGAACAGUUGAUAUUUAACCGGGUCGUGCCGAAUCUGCACUAUUUGCUUCCGUAGAGCUCCUACUACUUGGCUCUGUUGGUCCGUUCCAAGAAACGCGUUUCUAUCAAACUAUUGAGCCCAGCUCGCAAGAUGUUUGACUUGCAAUAUACUUUCUUUUUUUUUUCUGUAAACAACAUAAUGUUGGUCAUACCAGAGUAUUAUUUCCAUAAGCCUAACUGAAGUUUUCAUUGCAUGCUGUAGUUUCUCACUUCUAUAGAAGACUUUUUUUUAUUUGCCCUUGCUUGCUUAUUGAUAUUAAAAAUUUAUAACUGUUUAGUUAAAAUAUUAGUUUUAAGUUAAUAAACCAAAACCGGUGUUGUAGAGGGUUAUGAAAUUAGCAUAUUGUUAAGGACACUUAAAAACAUUCUUUCUUCAGUAUUGGAUUUAUUUAUGACUGGUCUUGAUGUGUUGUUGGCUUUUUAUAAGCAUGGUCAUGAUCACAGGGGUGGGCAGUUAAAGGCUGAAGGGGCAAAUUAUUUGAUAAGAUUAAAUGGAAGGUGAGAUUUUUACAUGUGUUUUGGUCCCUUGUGCAGUAAAUAGCAUUAUGCAUGCUUCCUAAUGGAUUUUUCAUUUGUCUACUCACAUUUUGUUUCCUUCUCUGAAGUGUAUUGCUGUGAGUAGCGAAGAGUUAUCUGUUAUUGGCAACACUAAAUUCUUCUUUUUUCAUAGUUUCUGGAGGCAUUAAAAUAAGCAUGGCUCAUUUUAUAAGUUUGUCACUGGGUGUAAAAAAUAAUUUUGCCCCCUCAUUGAUGUGAGCCUCUGAGUAACCACAUCCAAUUCAUUUAGUCACUUACUAUUAAAUAUUUCACUUCAGUGAACACUGUGAAGGCGAAUACUAUAUUUUUCAGGGAUUAAUAUGCACUAUCAGGGUGUGUGCGUCAGCUGCAACUGAACUUAACAAGCAAACUGUAAAAGUCUUUAAAAUCGUUAAGUGUUAGUCUAUGCCAUGACGUCAUUAGAGUUUAACUGUAAGUGUAGAGAUAAGAAGAUAAUGACAAGUGCAAAAAGAAUUAGCUAUCAAAUUUCUUGCUGAAAAUACAAAUGGCAUCAGCAGCGUUCUAUGUCAUAUUUGAGCGUUAGCAUGCUUCUGCAUUCGUAUAUUUGUACAAAUUCUUAUGCACUCGCAUACUUGUAUACUCUCAUGUUUACUUGUAUACUUGCACACUUGUUCAUGUGUUUUCAAAUAUUUGUGUAUCCUAUACAAAUUUCCCAUCUGGGAAGUUCCAUUUGUGAAGCACAUGGGAGUCUCGUGCUUAUUUUCUUUUUUAUUUAUUUGUUAUGGCCAGCAAUUACAUCAUUUUUACACAAGUCUGCAAAAAAUGAAUUUCUAAUGAGUUCAAUAGAGCUGCAUUGAGUGAAUGGGAUUUUGGAUUUCAGCAUAAAGUGUAUUUAUUUUCUCAUCACUAACAAUUACGUACAGUAAAAUCUCAAUUUUGAAAAAUCUUAACCAUUACUAUUCUCCCCAAACAUGUUGCGUAGCAUCUCAGCUUAUUGCACUCAUGUAUUUCACUCUUUCUGAAGUAACAUCGUCAUCAUCAAUAAACUUGUUUGUCUCAAGUCCUUUAUGUUACAAUCUUAUAGAUCUCAUCACAGUUUGUCCUCCAUAAUCAAUUUCCUAUAUUCUGUAAUAGCAUCUAUAUUGAACUGCAGCUAUCCACAGUCUUUCUUUUGAUUUUGAGUCCUUUGUGUUUUUGUUUGCUCGUUAGUAAUUUCUUUGUCAUUUUCUUCUCACCGAGUUCAACCCUGCAUUCUUGGAUCCUUGGCAUGAGGACAAGCACCAUAUGUGGUAGCAUCUGUCUUGGUGGGGGGGAGUAGCAGAGACUGUGUAGGUACUCCAUGAUAUCAUGAUAUCUGCGAUAGACGUGAGGCCACCAGGGAUCACAAAAAGUUGGUAACGGGUUACAAACAGCUUUCGAAACAAGGCGUGGAUCCAGAAAGAACAAACCAAACACAUGACAGGACCAAGUUGUAACAGCAUACAUCAUAUGAACAAGCAUUUUGUAUUUACAAAUUGAGUUUUCACAGUGUUACUAAAAUAAAGGAAUACGUGCAUUUAAGUUUACAGCUGUUCAAAUUCACCUGAAGUAUAUACUUGCAAGUACUUGUCCCCAGAGAUGUCCAAACUGAAAGUAUAAUAAAUAUGCAGGUAUGCAAGUAAAUGAAACUGUGCUUCCACGUAAAGAAAUAUCACCUUUUUAACAUCAAAUAAUUUUCACUUUACAUGUUACCAGGAUUUACAUAUUUAACGAAAAAAUUAAUUUUAACAUGUUUAUAACAAAGUUUCAACAAGUACGUGCACAUUUACCAAUCGUACCUUACGAAACAAAUGUCAAAACGUAAGUAGACUGCCAUAAAUUCACUGUAAAAUUGUAACUUUAGGCCUAAAUUGUUUACUGGGGUUAAAUUUAUUUAUGGUAAAAAUUAAGUUAACAACCUGUUUAGCUGGCUAAUGCCACGUAUCGAGUCAGAAAAUGUUAUCUGUCCGAACUGCUGACGUACACAACAAGUAUGUGGGGUCACAAGAUUAUAGCUGAGUACUUGAACUAACGGCCUGUGUUGGGCACAGCAUACUAACAUAUGCAGUCUCGUAGUAACCCUUGGAAUAAGCAUGGAUUGCAAUAUGAAAAGUUCACUUCAUGGUUGUAAGUCUGAAGGUCUCGCAUGUAGGCAUUCAUGCGUCCAAUGACUGAGUGAUGUACCUCUGUAGUUGGAUGUGAGACUUCUUGCAAAAAUUGUAGUGUCUAAUAGAAAAUCAGCAAGGUUUUUUGGUAAUUUUAACAAUUGUAGCUUUUGAGAUCUCAAUGAACCCCGAGUCUUUCGAGAUACUACUGUUAUGCCUUUUGGAAAAUUGUCUCAGAGUGAUGCAUAAAAAUGCCUAAUUUAAUCAAAAGAGGUAAAUAUGGUAAUAAAUAGGCUGAAAUAUCAUUCCAAUGAUUAUGUUGACUCUGCCCCAAAUAAAAUUUAUAGGGGUAUUGACCAAGAUAAUUCAUACAACUAUAGAAAUUAAUUAUUUUAUCAUAUAUAUUUAUGAGUUUUUGUGUAUUUGUUUUAAGUGUUAUUAUGUAUAAAAAUAUUCUAAGUGUGUUUGAUAUGUGGUUUAUCAGAAAUACAAUAUGGUUCUCAGUGGUUGGGGAUGAUUUAUCAUAUGUUACAGAUUGUAACGCAAGCUAUUUAUGCAAAGUAUAUUCUCCUAUCUGCAUUUUGAUGAUAUCUUCUUAUUAUUGAACAAUAUGUGUUUCUCUGAUUGUAGUUAAAUGGUUUUGUGUUAUUAAUAAAGAAGUACGUAAUUUGUUUUUGUUGUGAAAA